UGGUGGAGCGCGGGAGUGGCUGUCGCGUCUGUCAGGGGGACCGGUGGCCGUGAAGUCGGGUGGCGAAGGAAAGGUGGGGUGGGGUGGGAAGCCAAGGCGGGCGCCUCGCCGGCGGUGCCUUCCUGUCGGGCCAUGGCGGUAGGGAGGCAGUCCGUGGAAGCAGCCGGACUCGGGGAGUUGAGUUCUCCUGGAGCAAAGGGACGGCGGCGCUGGACCGUCGCGGAAGGCUGCGGGCGGGAGGAGGAGGAAUGCCCCGCCGUGCUGUCCCUCAGCCACUUCUCCCGGCCGCCCUUCCUCAGCUUCGGCUCUGUCCGGGUCGGCACGUCGCGCCUUCGCCGUCUGGCCGUGGAGAACCCCAACGCGGAGCCGGUCCGAGUGGCCGUCUGCCGCCCUCCGCCCGCCUCGAAGGGCUUCAGCGUCGAGCAGCAGCGCGGCUCCGUCCUUCAGCCUGGAGAAAGAAUAUUCAUUUCAAUAACAUGGACACCUCUGGAAGGUGGCAAAAUUCGGGAACUCAUUACUUUUAUUGUAAAUGAUGUUGUGAAACAUCAAGCAGUUUUGCUGGGCACUGCUGAACAGCCUGUAAAGAAAAAAAGGAAUCUUUGGGAUACAAUAAAAAAGAAAACACCUUCACAACGUCCACAGCGUAAGAAAAGACUGCCCAUCAUUAAAAAUGUUAACAAAACUUUUCAGAUACCUGAAAAAAUGGACAGAGGUAGAAGCCCACUUCAGUCCUGUGAGAAUAUGGAAAUGAAUAGAGGUAGCAUUUCAGCUGAUGAAAAUUCUUUAAUUCUGUCAGAAAGUAAACUCUCUCUCUCUCCUAUUAGUCCCAUCAUGCAAGAAAAUCAGCAUAUCACUUGCACUCCUGGCUCAGUGAGAUCAACUACUUAUUCUGUGCUUGGCACAGCAGCUUGUGAUGAGUUACUAAAGGAUAUAAAAGAAACAUGUAGUGUUAUGCCACUAUGCAACUAUCUUGUGGGAAAAAAAUUAGAAAGUCCACAUAAUGUUAACUCCAUGGGAACACAUCUUUCUCAUACAAAUUCAGUUUGCACACCAGAACAGAGACUGCAUACUCAUUUGAAUCACAGGAGAAUUUUAAGCCCUGAUUCCUUUGUAAGUAACAGCUAUGAGCUGGCUGAAGAACCAGCUGCAGCUGCAAAAGUGCCAAUUCUUUCACCUGAUCAGUUUUUAAAAGAGAAUCAAAUAGCCAUUCAGCCAGCUUUGCAGGUACAUAAAUCUGUAUUUCUUUCUUCGAAUGUGGACUCAAGUAUGUCAAGGACAACUUUUCCAAGACAAAAAAUGGAAAAGACACAAGUAGUGACUUUUUCUGUGGAUCCAAAGUUUUCAAACAAAGCAUUUAAUGACAUAAACAAUAGCAAGUCUGCAACGCUUAAGGACGAUAAGUUUGAAGAAAAGAUCAGCAGGUUCAGGAAAACGGGCAAAGACCAGACCUCCUAUGUCCAGAAAGAACUCUGCAGAAAAAAGCCUGUACUUUCCAGCACUGUUACCAAAAGUAAGCCAGAUCCUCCUAAUGGAAAAGAGAUGGUGCUGAAAGCAAAAUCUAAGAGAUGUCUUUCUAAUGCAAUACAGCAAUGUGUCAAUACUCCUGAAGGUACAAAACUGCAAAUACUGCCAAGACUUCCAGUUAUAGAACCACUUUCAGGUGAAGUGAAAUGUCUUGAAGAUAAAACAGCUUCUGCAUGUUUGGAAGUAGCUUCGUACAGCCGUAAAAGAAAAAGUCAAGAAUAUUUAAUAGAUCCUGAUAACAGAAGUGAAGCAUAUGGAGAAACUGUUAAAACAAAAAAGAUCCAGAUAUCUUCUGCAGAAAAUGGAAAUAAGAUUGGUUUGAAAACAUCACUUCCCAAGCCUAUGAGCAGAGAGAAGCGAGGCCAAACAAAGAGAUCUGGCUCCUUAUCUCAGAAAUUCAAGACUGCAAAAAGAACUAAGAAAAUAGUUCCUGUUUCACAGUCCCACCUAACCUUUGUGAAACCUUUAAAAACAGAUAUUCCUAGGCAUCCCAUGCCUUUUGUGGCCAAGAACAUGUUUUUUGAUGAGCGCUGGAAAGAGAAACAGCAACGAGGUUUCACUUGGUGGCUGAAUUACGUACUUACUCCUGACGACUUUUCUGUAAAAACAGACAUUUCACAAGUCAAUGCAGCAUUCCUUAUGUUGGGAACAGAAUCUCAUCAUAAGUCAAGUGUUCCUAAAGCACCAACAAAAGAGGAAGCAUCCCUAAGAGCAUACACAGCACGAUGCAAAUUAAACAAACUUCGUCGAUCAGCAUGCCAUUUGUUUACCUGUGAUGAGAUGGUUAGAGCAAUAAAACGGCUGGAAAUUGAAAUUGAAGCAAAGCGCUUGCUAGUUCGAAAGGACAGACAUUUGUGGAAAGAUAUUGGAGAGAGACAGAAAAUCCUCAACUGGCUUUUAUGUUACAACCCACUAUGGCUACGCAUAGGUCUGGAAACAAUUUAUGGUGAACUUAUUCCUUUGGAAAGUAACAGUGAUGUGAUGGGUUUAGCAGUGUUUAUACUCAGCCGCUUACUGUGGAACCCUGAUAUUGCAGCUGAAUAUAGACAUCCAUCAGUGCCACAUCUUUAUCGAGAUGGCCAUGAAGAAGCAUUGUCCAAAUUUACACUGAAAAAGCUGCUUCUGUUGAUUUGCUUCCUUGAUCGUGCAAAAUUGUCUCGAAUUAUUGAACAUGAUCCUUGCCUCUUCUGCAAAAAUGCAGAAUUCAAGUCUAGUAAAGAAAUAUUGCUGGCAUUUUCCCGAGAUUUUUUAAGUGGAGAGGGUGAUCUUUCACGCCACCUUGGAUUUAUGGGCUUUCCAGUUAAUCACGUGCAAACUCCAUUAGAUGAAUUUGACUUUGCUGUAACAAAUCUUGCUACAGAUUUGCAGUGUGGCAUUCGCCUUGUGAGAGCAUUGGAACUUCUGUCAAAAAAUUGGAGUCUUUCCAAAAAAUUAAGAGUUCCUGCAAUAAGCCGACUUCAGAAGAUACAUAAUGUCAACAUUGUACUUGAGGUACUUAAAGACCAUGGGAUUCAGCUAAAGGCCGAACACAGUGGAACAAUUGAAGCAAAGGAUAUUGUGGAUCGGCACAGAGAGAAAACAUUUGCUUUACUGUGGAAAAUAGUGUUUGCUUUUCAGGUGGAUGUUUCCCUUGAUGUGAUUCAGUUAAAAGAAGAAACUGAUAUUUUAAAGAACAUGUAUAUCUCCAAAGGGAAGGGAGUGUCUUUGGAAUCUUCUGUUGUUAAACAAGUGAGAAAAGAUAGCAGCAGCAAUAGCUUUUAUUCAUCGGAAAGUUACAGUGGAAAUAUAAAACUGUUAAUGAUUUGGGUGAAUGCCGUCUGUCAAUUUUACAAUGUGAAGGUAGAAAACUUCACAGUAUCUUUCUCAGAUGGAAGAGUGCUAUGCUAUUUGAUUCAUCAUUAUCAUCCAUGUUAUAUACCUUUGGAUGCGAUAUGCCAGCGCACUACUCAAACAGUAGAAUGUACUAAAAGUGGUACCCUUGCACUUAAUUCGUCCUCUGAAUCUGAAGGUUCUCUAAAUCUGCUGAGUGAAACUUUUGACCAAGCUGUAACUACGUCCAUGCUUUAUAAAGAACUUCUUGAUAACGAGAAGAGAAAUUUCCAACUGAUUAAUGCAGCAGUUUCUAACCUUGGUGGCAUUCCAUCUAUGAUUCACCAUUCAGACAUGUCUAAUACAAUUCCUGAUGAAAAGGUAGUUAUCACCUAUCUGUCAUAUCUGUGUUCACGACUUCUAGAACUUUCUAAAGAGAUUCGAGCAGCUCAACUGAUUCAGUCCGCUUGGAGAGAACGCAGACUGAAAACAAAACUUGCUCAGACCAAGAGUGCAGCAGUUGUAAUUCAGAAAUAUUGGCGAAGAUGUUUGGCGAAGAUGGAACUUGAGAAAUUAAAAAAGGCAAAGCAGGAAGAAGCUAUAAAGGGAUGGCAUGAAGCUGCUGCUGUCCUUCAGGCUUGGUACAAAAUGAAGAAAGCGAGGAAACAUUUCCUAAAGAUGUCUAAGGCUGCUCUCGUUAUUCAGAUACACUACCGUGCAUACAGAGAGCAAACCACUCAGAGGCUGAAGUUCCUGCAAAUGAAAAAGGCAGCUGUCUGUUUGCAAGCAGGCUAUAGGGGUUAUAAACUACGCAAGAUGCUUAGAUGUCAAUAUGCGGCUGCUAUUAAGAUACAGGCUGCAUUCAGGGCUUACACUGCUAAAACAAAAUACCAAGCCUUGAUUCAAGCCUCCCGUACAAUUCAGAAAUGGUACAGGGCUUCCAGAAUGAGAAGACAUUUCCUGAAGACUAAAGCAUUGGUGACUUUGCAGGCAGCUCUGCGGGGAUGGCAAGAAAAGCAUUGGUGA
Molecule: messenger RNA, 4359 nt
Organism: Pogona vitticeps (central bearded dragon)
Lineage: Eukaryota; Metazoa; Chordata; Lepidosauria; Squamata; Agamidae
Gene: ASPM
Product: assembly factor for spindle microtubules
Biological process (GO): establishment of meiotic spindle localization; mitotic cell cycle; spindle organization
Cellular component (GO): spindle pole
Molecular function (GO): calmodulin binding
Source: RefSeq, a predicted model, not a curated record